Octodon degus (degu) is the source of this 786-nucleotide messenger RNA. It is a transcript of the gene Tmigd2, whose product is annotated as transmembrane and immunoglobulin domain containing 2. The record is from RefSeq and is a predicted model, not a curated record. Gene Ontology annotation, cellular component: B cell receptor complex; external side of plasma membrane. Lineage: Eukaryota; Metazoa; Chordata; Mammalia; Rodentia; Octodontidae. Gene Ontology annotation, biological process: B cell differentiation; B cell receptor signaling pathway. The transcript has 3 exons.
AUGGCCCGCGGAGUCCUCGCUGCCGCCGCCGCGCCCCUGGUCAGCGCUCCAUCACUGCGCACACUGCGCAGGCGCGCUUCCCGAGGCAGCCUGGGAGCCCUGCAAGGAGCCACAAGCCUGAUUGUGCAGCAGUGGCCUGUGUCCCUGAGGGCGACACAGGGUGGUCAGGCCACCCUGGCCUGACAGGUGACUCAGGCGCAGGCCUGGGAGCAGCUCCAAGUGGAGUGGACCAAGAACGGUGCCGCUGUGUGUCAGCUGCUCCUUCCCAAUGGCACCCACAGCCCUGGCAGGUGUGGUCCCCGGGGACAGCUGUCCUGGCGGGCGCCUGGGGACAUGCGGCUGCAGCUGGACCAGCUGGCCCUCAGUGACAGUGGGGCCUAUGUGUGCCGGGCAACUGUGGAAAUUCCUGAGCUGGAGAAGGCGGAGGGGAACCAGACACAGCUCCUGGGUGACGCAGGAAAUCCAUUCUACAACAAUGUCUGGUACAGGUCCUGGGAGGUCCCAAAGAGGAGCAAUGCCUGGCCUGGACAGGGGAAAGUGCUGGGCACCCCCAGCGAGGACCUGAAGGCCCAGCGGGUCUACUCCACUUCUUUCCCCCAGCCCUCCACCCGCCUGCCACAGCUGGCAACCAAACCUUGCCCCAGCCCCAGGCCGGCCCACCCCAUCUCUAUAGUCAAGGUUUCUCCUGGCCCAGGUGCCUCAGCGUAGCCUGGGCUGAGAGGGUUCCCCAAAGUCAGAAAAGGAAUCAGAGACCCCUCAAGACUCCAACGCAGACUGGGUCAGUGA